Patella vulgata (common limpet) is the source of this 1660-nucleotide messenger RNA. RefSeq names its product basic salivary proline-rich protein 4. Bases 1 to 1584 code for a protein of 527 amino acids. Lineage: Eukaryota; Metazoa; Mollusca; Gastropoda; Patellidae. The transcript has a single exon. The record is from RefSeq and is a predicted model, not a curated record.
AUGAAGUUAGUUGUAGUAUGUUUGCUAGUUGUACUAGCCGUGGCUCAUGCCCGGCCUACUUACCGAGACGAAGAUAGGGAAGGUGGUGAAGGGGACCGUCCGCCACCAAGACAGGAAGGUGGUGAAGGGGACCGGCCACCACCAAGACAGGAAGGUGAUGAAGGAGACCGUCCGCCACCAAGACAGGAAGGUAAUGAAGGGGACCGUCCGCCACCAAGACAGGAAGGUGGUGAAGGGGACCGUCCGCCACCAAGACAGGAAGGCGGCGAAGGAGACCGUCCACCACCAAGACAGGAAGGUGGAGAAGGGGACCGUCCGCCACCAAGACAGGAAGGCGGUGAAGGGGACCGUCCGCCACCAAGACAGGAAGGUAAUGAAGGGGACCGUCCGCCACCAAGACAGGAAGGUGGUGAAGGGGACCGUCCGCCACCAAGACAGGAAGGCGGCGAAGGAGACCGCCCACCACCAAGACAGGAAGAACAAGAAGGUACACAACAAAGAAAUCGACGCCAAGCUGCAGAUUCAAAUGAACCCCCAAGACAGGAAGGUGGUGAAGGGGACCGUCCACCACCAAGACAGGAGGGUGGUGAAGGGGACCGUCCGCCACCAAGACAGGAAGGUGGUGAAGGGGACCGUCCGCCACCAAGACAGGAAGGCGGCGAAGGAGACCGUCCACCACCAAGACAGGAAGGUGGAGAAGGGGACCGUCCGCCACCAAGACAGGAAGGUGGUGAAGGGGACCGUCCGCCACCAAGACAGGAAGGUAAUGAAGGGGACCGUCCACCACCAAGACAGGAAGGUGGUGAAGGGGACCGUCCGCCACCAAGACAGGAAGGCGGCGAAGGAGACCGUCCACCACCAAGACAGGAAGGUGGAGAAGGGGACCGUCCGCCACCAAGACAGGAAGGUGGUGAAGGGGACCGUCCGCCACCAAGACAGGAAGGCGGCGAAGGAGACCGCCCACCACCAAGACAGGAAGAACAAGAAGGUACACAACAAAGAAAUCGACGCCAAGCUGCAGAUUCAAAUGAACCCCCAAGACAGGAAGGUGGUGAAGGGGACCGUCCACCACCAAGACAGGAGGGUGGUGAAGGGGACCGUCCGCCACCAAGACAGGAAGGUGGUGAAGGGGACCGUCCGCCACCAAGACAGGAAGGCGGCGAAGGAGACCGUCCACCACCAAGACAGGAAGGUGGAGAAGGGGACCGUCCGCCACCAAGACAGGAAGGCGGUGAAGGGGACCGUCCGCCACCAAGACAGGAAGGUAAUGAAGGGGACCGUCCGCCACCAAGACAGGAAGGUGGUGAAGGGGACCGUCCGCCACCAAGACAGGAAGGCGGCGAAGGAGACCGCCCACCACCAAGACAGGAAGAACAAGAAGGUACACAACAAAGAAAUCGACGCCAAGCUGCAGAUUCAAAUGAACCCCCAAGACAGGAAGGUGGUGAAGGGGACCGUCCACCACCAAGACAGGAGGGUGGUGAAGGGGACCGUCCGCCACCAAGACAGGAAGGUGGUGAAGGGGACCGUCCGCCACCAAGACAGGAAGGCGGCGAAGGAGACCGUCCACCACCAAGAAAAUAACUCGCACAGAACGGUGAUCGAAAUUUACUUUAUUGUGAUAUUAUAUAAUAAGUAAAUAGAUUUUGAACACAAACAA